GACACCAUGAGAAGGCAGUAAUCUGACACACAGCGGAGCCUCCCGGAUUAAAAACGGAUUAUUAACAGGCGAUGACAGCAGGACCCGGUCCGAGCCAGGGCUCCGUCUCCACAAAGUCCAGACCCUCCGUCCUGCCCGGAUCCACCUGCCCGGCCGAACCGCGCCUCCCUCCGCGGCCCUGAAUGUCUAAACUACCAGGAAAUGCAGGUGUGUCGGUGCUCGGGGACAAGUCGCUGGAGUUCUACCGGGAUCCGGUGAGCUUCUGCCGGCAGAGGAUCGAGAAGCACCGGGGCAGAGUGUUCCUGAGCCGCCUGCUGAACCGGCCCACCGCCCUGGUCUGCUCCGUGGAGGCGAUGAGGGAGCUGCUGUGCGAGAAGUCCAACCAGUUUCUGAAGGAUCCAACUGAUUUGAUGACAAACAUGUACGGAGACACCAUUGUUACCACCAACGGUAAACAACGCUGUUUGUUGAUGCAGACUGAAACGUGUGUGUUUUGUCUCUACAGUGUGUGUGAGCGCUGUCUGAAGGACCUCUCAGUCAGCGGGCAGCCACAGUGUGGAUACUCCGUCUACAAGCGUCUGGGGACAGAGCUGGUGUUGGGCCUGUUUCUGAACGUACGAGCCGAAGAGCAGCCGGAGCUGUUCGAGGAGAUCUCACAGCUGUGCAUCACGCACUGGCAUGGUCUGAUCUCUGCUCCGAUCAGUGUGAAGGCUCCUCUGUGGUCCUCGGGGUUCUCCACCGCCCUGGACGCCAGAGACAAGCUCAUGGACAUCAUCAGAGACAAGCUGCAGAAUGACAAGCAGGGUUUUGUCGGCAGUCUCGGUUCUUUGCCGCUGCCCGACUCCGGUUCUGCUGCCCAGCACCUCCUGCUCUUCAUCUCAGCGCUCAUCCCCAAAGCUCUGGCGUCGCUGCUCACCUCCUUCACCCUGGCACUCAGCGGAAAGGAACAGGAGGAGGCCCGUCGUCGAGCCAGAGAAGACCCUGAUUUCCUGCACCGAGUGCUGCUGGAGGUGCAGAGACUUUGGCCCCCUUUCAUCGGAGGACGUAGAUUAGCCGAGCAGGACUCCACCCUCGCCGGGUUUCUGGUCCCUAAAGACUACGGCGUGGUCUACAUCAGCCACUGCGUGCACCGCGACCCUGAAGUGUUCCAGCAGCCCGACAGCUUCCUGCCGGAGAGGUGGAGCGGGAGAAAUGCAGGCCAGGAGCAUUUCCUGUGUUCCUUUGGCAACGGGCCCAGAAACUGCAUCGGACCCAAACUCACCAACGUCUUCCUGAAGGAAGCGUGCAUGUACCUGCUGAAGCACUACGACUGGUGUUUGGACCCGCUGUCGCAGGACCUCGAGUACAAAUGGCUACCUGUGUCUCGGCCCGCCAACCCCCCCACCGUCUCCUUCACCACGACCGGAUGUGACAGAAGCGACGCCAGCUAGGGAUGCGCAGUACGUUUCACGAUGCACUCAAAACGGUGACUAUUAGGCAAACAUAUGAGUCCAGAAUGGGCAGGAAAAAAGAAUUAUCUUGCAGAGGAAAGCCAGCGAGCAGUGAGGCUUCCCCCCGCUGUGCUUAAUACAGUUAUGGUCCUGGGGAACGCCGAGGAGAACGCCGGCUUCACUUCGUCUGUUCCUCUGCCAGAUAUUCUGCAGCUUUCCUUGAUGACUCUGCAAUGGAAGAUAAAUGAUUCAGUCUUCUGUGUCGCUGCUACACAGAUAUUUAUGCUCUAAAUGCUGCAUUUGAAAGAGGUUCCACAACAUGAAAGUGUUUGAGUUCAGGUCCAAUCCCCUGUCUCGUGCAUCAAACGUUGCUUCUGGGUUAUGAAGAUUUUUUUUUUCCCCCUUCGCAGCAUCAAUAUUCAAAGUGUUUCGUCCGGAGGAGCACACGUGCACGAAACAGAAGGUAAACCCUCAAAUACCAUCACUGACUGCAAACCUGUCCCCCCUCCCCCCCUCCACCACCUAGCAACCACCACUGCUUAGCAACAGUUCGUCAUACCGACACCGACUCGCUUCCUUUUAGUAUGCAAGUCUCACACACACACACACACACACACACACUAACCUGGUUAUUUUUGAAAGCGUUCUGAAUCCCGUCUAAAUGAUGCCAGAAGGCUUUAAAUCAUGACUUGCUCUGGGCCAGAAUCAGUCCUAAUGUCAUAUUUAUUAGCGUGAGGUGCCCUGUGUGAUGUCAUGUAGACGUCUCGUGUGUCUUCAGUCUUUUAUCUGUUACGUGUGGUUUUAUGUCGUCUUAUGUUUUAAUGUACGAGACACCGUCUGACUUCAUGUAAUGUUUGAUUUGAGUGCUGUGUUCCAAGAAAAAAAAAAAAGUGUUUUCCAUUGUUUUAUGUGAACAAAAUAUUAUGUAAUCUUAGCUGCUGUUACUUACGUCUUGACUUUGUUUUUAGUUUUGGUUUUGUUGAGAUGUGUGGCACCACAGGGGUUAUUAGAGGUCAUCAGGCGAUAACAGGUCAUUUUAACAUUUCUUAAGUUACUGUUCUACCAUAAUAAAAUCUACAAAACCCACAGUCAGGAUUUAAAGGCAUGUUAUCAUGAAAAACUCUGGCAAAGUUACACAAUUCAUCAGAAACUAGAAACAGAAGGAACCGUCGUGGGUUUUUCGUGUCAUCCGUUGGGAACUUGAGCUUGAAAUCAAGAUAGUUUAUUAAAAUCAGUUUAUUGUUAAUGUCUGGUUUAAAGAUUUACCAAAAAUAUGUUGCUGCCUUAAUCGGAUUGUGUAAAAAAUAAUAAAAUUUCUAGCCCUUA
Messenger RNA from Stegastes partitus (bicolor damselfish), 2756 nucleotides. RefSeq lists its product as uncharacterized. The transcript has 10 exons. Gene Ontology annotation, molecular function: heme binding; monooxygenase activity; oxidoreductase activity, acting on paired donors, with incorporation or reduction of molecular oxygen. NCBI's taxonomy places the organism in Eukaryota, Metazoa, Chordata, Actinopteri, Pomacentridae. The record is from RefSeq and is a predicted model, not a curated record. Gene Ontology annotation, biological process: sterol metabolic process. The coding region runs from base 183 to 1430 and encodes 415 amino acids.